AUGAUGGAACGGAUGAUGAGGCAGAAGAGGCUGCACACCGACUGGAAGCCGUCAUCGGCGAUCAAAGUGCGGAGUCGGUCUUGGCCCGCGAUGAUGCAGACCAAAGUCCGAUUUACUCGCCACGGAGAAUAGCCGUCAAUAUCAUUGUCAUACAUGAUCCCUCAACUAAAUAUUUACACGGGCAUCCUCGUAAUCAAGUCAUCUCAACCGAAAGACUUCUUACAGACGUCUACCUUGAUGGCCUUCGCAUGAUGCAAUUCGGAGUCGACAGGGGCGAAGGAAACAAUGCUGCAUUCCUCGGCGCAAGCAUGCGACAGACACAAGGGAUGUUGCUCAAGGGUCACCUGAAGCGAACUCUUCCUGUUAAAACGGUGACGAAUAACAGGCUUGUUCCUGGUAUCGGGACUUGA
Molecule: messenger RNA, 410 nt
Organism: Trichoderma reesei QM6a
Lineage: Eukaryota; Fungi; Ascomycota; Sordariomycetes; Hypocreales; Hypocreaceae
Exons: 3
Source: RefSeq, a predicted model, not a curated record